This is a messenger RNA of Copidosoma floridanum, 960 nucleotides long. Its product is annotated as beta-1,3-galactosyltransferase 5. Gene Ontology annotation, biological process: protein O-linked glycosylation. Gene Ontology annotation, molecular function: hexosyltransferase activity. Gene Ontology annotation, cellular component: Golgi membrane. The record is from RefSeq and is a predicted model, not a curated record. NCBI's taxonomy places the organism in Eukaryota, Metazoa, Arthropoda, Insecta, Hymenoptera, Encyrtidae.
AUGAGCGACGACAUAACCUCAACGCCAGUAGUAUCGGUGGCGCGGGUGCAGUGCGAAAAGGAGGCUUGCGAACGCCACUGGUGGUGCUACAUUGUCAGCCUUGACAGCGCUCUGCAGGAGGAAGCAGACGAAGAGGACGGCCCAAAGUGGACGGAGAUGUGCUGUGAAAGAGUUUUUCCUCUUGUUGUUGUUCCCGUUGUUGUUGUUGUUGUUUGUUGUUUCUGUUAUCGCGCUCGAGGAGAAGACUUGCAGGAAGUGGUGGGCACAGUAGUCAUGAGCUUCCUAAGCCUGCGCAAUCGUGUCCUGCAGACCAUCAUACUCGGCCUCAUUGGCCUCACGUUCUACACGUACUAUAGGACCACCGACACUGACAUCCAGCAAUAUGCCCUUAUCAGGCACUACAACACGUUUUAUCAUUACCAGAGGAGUUUACCAGAAAACCUCGUUUCAUGGCGGCAAAGAAACAACUCGACAAAAGACUUCGUCACAAGUGCCAAUUUUGGUGUCCUCCAAAAACACACGCGUACCCACACUGGCGAACAUCCCAACAAAUGCACCGAACCUGGAUGUGGGAAAGCUUUUACUCAACUGAGUAAUCUCAAAAGGCACGUGAGUUUGCACACCGUUGAGUUUCCCUACCAAUGUGAUGAAUGUGGACAAGACUUUGCCUUCAAACAUUAUGUAAAAAAACACUUGCGUGUUCACACUGGCAAACGUCCCUUCGAGUGCAAGGAACCCGGAUGUGGAAAAGCUUUUGGACAAAGUGGUGAUCUCAACAGACACGCUCGUACCCACACUGACGAGCGUCCCUACAAGUGCAAAGAACUUGAUUGUGGAGAAGCUUUUCGUUCAUAUGGUGUCCUCCAAAAACACACGCGUACCCACACUGGUGAACGACCUUACAAGUGCAAGGAACCUAUAGAUGUGAAAAAGCAGUCAUUCAACAAACUACACUCUUAA